Conger conger (European conger) is the source of this 2910-nucleotide messenger RNA. RefSeq lists its product as uncharacterized. Gene Ontology annotation, molecular function: sequence-specific DNA binding. Gene Ontology annotation, biological process: DNA integration. The record is from RefSeq and is a predicted model, not a curated record. The coding region runs from base 124 to 1878 and encodes 584 amino acids. The transcript has 18 exons. Lineage: Eukaryota; Metazoa; Chordata; Actinopteri; Anguilliformes; Congridae.
UUCAAUGUGGUUACACCCCUGUCCGUCCGUGCACCGAUUCCGAUAGUACCGUCAACAAACCAAACGAAAUGUGUGUCGUCCGUAGUUGUGGGUUACACCGUUUCCGACGAAAGAAACGAGGUCAUGUCGUGUAACUGUGUUGUUCCUGGUUGUGAUACCAUGAAUAAAAUGAGAAGUAACCUACUAUUCCACGGUUUUCCUACUGGUAAUUCUAGGCUCUGCAAACUAUGGCUUGUCGCCAUGGGUUAUAUGCCGACUGACAAGCAAAUGAUGAGAAAAGUAUGCAGUGAUCAUUUCUUGAAAUGUGAUUACAAACAUACUCGACGUACGAAGGGAGUCAAGCUAAAGCAGACUGCAGUCCCAUCAAUUUCCCCACAGAUUACGGUUCCUUCGAGUCGAACGGGCGCUGUGGCACCGAAUCCAUCAGUUCCAGCCAGUGCUUUGGGCCAGCAGCCUUCGGAAACGGGUAAAGCCGCAAAAAGACCAAGUGAUAUAGUGGGGAAAGAAAACACCAGCUGUGGAACUGAACAGAGUUCUUCAUCGGCGGAGGGAGACCAGACACCGGUAGAAGACAUUGCCAGUCCAUCAGCCAGUAACGUAUCCGCUCUGCCGGUCCUUGUGGAACGGACCACGUUGCAUCCCAGCCGCCUGCAUGAGAAUUACUGUCGGUCUGGGAGCAUUCAGUGGGCUGAGGAUGCUUGGAAAAAGGCGAGCAGUGAGAAUUUGUUGGAUGGUCCAUCGAUGGACAACGAGGAGCAGCAGCCACCAGAAAUAAUUAAACAGACGGCAGGUCUUAAUGCAGGAAAUGAAAACGCCGGCUGUGGAACUGAAGAGAGUUCUUCUGCGGAGGGAAAACAGAUACCAGUAAUGCACGUUCCCAGUCCGUCAGCCUGUGAUGUCACGGAUGUGCCAGUCCUCGUGGACGGGACCCCGUGCCACCCCAGCCGCCUCCACGAACAUUACUGUCUGUCGGGGAGCAUCCAAUGGGCUGAAGGCACUUGGGAAAAGAUGAACAGUGAUGACAUGAAGAAGGGUCCAUCUCCGCCCAUCCAGAUGGGCUUGAGGUGGCAGUGGCUCUGUCUGGACGUGAAGGGGCCAUUGCCGCUCACCCACGACGGGCACACGCACAUCCUGACCGUGAUGGACCUCUACUCCAAAUGGGUGGAGGCCUACCCCAUGAGGUCACUCACCGCCCGGGAGGUGGCCCUCAACAUCCACGCCCUCAUCUGCCAGCUGGGCUUCCCUCACCAGAUCCUGUCCAGGUUGAAUCCGGCGUUUCUCAGAGAGGUGAAUCGGGCCCUGAAAACACACCUGGCUGUGGAGGCCUGCUCUCUGGUGGUGUACCGCCCUGACACCUGCACCCUGGACCUGCUCACUCAGUCCUACAUUGACAGCAUGGUGGUGGAGCUGGUGAAGGUCCAUCAGAAGAGCUGGGACGUUCAGCUGCCUGCGUCUCUGCUGUCUCUGCGCUGCCGGGAGCACCCCAGCACCCACUAUAGCCCCUUCUACAUGCUCUACUACAGAGAGCCCUGCACAGACCAGUCCGGCAGCAGACCGCAGCCCCUUGUGGAGGAUCAGCUCGACGAGGAACGCACUCCCACAAAAUCCCCACGCAGAGCCCAGGGGCAGGGCUCCCAGCUUUCAGGUGCACAUACGGCUGAGCCCACGUCCGCGCUGGACCUGCAGGACGUGGAGGAGGUUCUGGUGGUGCAGUGUGAGCGGUGCUCCGAGUGGGCCUGGGUCCCUCAGACAGAGGAGACCGCCGUCUACACCUGCGGAACCUGCCGGAAGGUGACCCAACGCAGGGGGGAGACACCGCCCAAACCGGAGGGGGCGAGGAGCCCCCCGCGGACCGGCCCCACGCGGGCGGUAAAGUGACGCGGAGCGCCGUCGCGUGGGGAAAAGACGGCCGCCGGCUUCGCGUGGUCCUGCCGGCUUAACUCGGGUUUAACGCCUUCGUCGGUGUCGCGGGGCGGGUGGUGUGAUGUCACGGUGGGCGGAGCCAGCCGGUCGGGUUGACUGACUGGAAGGGCGUCGCUCUGUCACAGCGGACACUGGCUCUCUAUUGGCUGAGAGCUGAGACAAUCAGAAACAUCCAAAUGGAUACGUGUUUAAUAACACUAGUAGUCGGUUGAAGCGGUCUACUCGAGUGCGGAUUCGGUGUCCGACAGAGCAGUACAGGGCCUGUUGCCUUGGUGACACUCGUAAGGAGCCAUGAGUUGGUAGGCUUGGGGCAUUUAGAUCAGAAAUCGUUGCCUGUUUGAAACAUUGUACACAUAUCAAUAGUGUAUUAUCCGUUGGGGAAUAGUGAAAUGAUACAUCUCCCUAAAUCUACGACUGAAUCUACGUCUGUUCAGCAAUAUUGAUCACAAUCCAUCCAAGUUCCAUUUCUUCUCCCAAAGGACAUGAUCAUAUAUCCCAUGUUUGCACCAUUCUUUGCAGUGUAGUUCAUAAACAAACUUCUUGGGACAUUGCAAGCGUCCCCUGUGCUAUUGAUCACGUUGGGUUCAUGUCAAAUGCAAACUUGGGUAUUUCUGUUUUUUAAAUGUUUUAUCCAAAAAACGAUGGAUUUGUUCUCAUGUUUCUAAUUGGUCAGUUAUACUGAAGACUGAAUAUUUUAUACAAACAUUAAAACCUCAAAAAAUCAUAUUUAAGACAUUCCACUACCAGCCAAUGAGCAAAACUAAAUGCAGGCAUUUUCUCAGUCAGUUGUGAAGUAGCCAGCAUAAGUUGUAAAACAAUACAGGGACAUAAAACUCACAACUGCUGAAUUAAUUAUACAUUGUCCAGAUAAAUAUCUUCCUCUUCACAAACAUAGCAUUUGCCUCCCCCAAUAACAAGAGGUAAAUUGUGUGUCAGUACCUACUCGACAGGAUCUGUCUUUUGUACAUUUGCCUUAUUGAAUUGAAG